Penaeus monodon (black tiger shrimp) is the source of this 725-nucleotide messenger RNA. RefSeq names its product histidine-rich glycoprotein-like. The record is from RefSeq and is a predicted model, not a curated record. The transcript is spliced from 2 exons. Bases 35 to 649 code for a protein of 204 amino acids. NCBI's taxonomy places the organism in Eukaryota, Metazoa, Arthropoda, Malacostraca, Decapoda, Penaeidae.
CAUCGCCCUGUUCCGUCUCAACAAUCCUGCAGAGAUGAAGUACUUGGUGUUUGUGCUCCUGGUGGCUGCCGCUUGCGCUUCUGAAGUGGAGAAGCGAGAGGCGGAGCCAAGUCGUGCCUACAGCUAUGGUUACGGUCUUCACCACCACGCCUACCCUCACACCUACUACCACCCCUACCAUCGUUUCCACAAGAGGUCCGCUGAGCCUGAGGCCGAUGCCGAGCUUUCCUACGGAGGUUACUACCGUCCCUAUUCCUACGGUUAUCACAACACUCCCUAUGUCCACCACCACUACAAGAGGUCUGCCGAACCUGAGGCCGAAGCAGAGCCCUCUUACGGUUCCUCUAGCUACUACCGACCCUAUUCCUACGGCUACCAAUCACACCACUAUAUUCCAUCCGUCCACCACCACCACAAGAGGUCUGCUGACCCCGUUGCUGAGGCUGAAGCCAGCUAUGGCUACAGAUCAUACCAACCCGUGUAUUACCACUCUUACCAAUACACCCCCUAUACUCACAGCCACUACAAGAGAUCUGCCGAGCCAGAAGCUGAUCCAAGUUUCAGCUAUGGUCACCACCGCCAGUCCGUGUACCGUCCCUACCAUAGCGGAACUCACUAUGGUUAUGGUUACCGCGCUCACCACCACUAAGGUACUGCCCUGAAGUUAUCUUAAGGAGUUUUAUAUUGAAAAUUGAUUUACAAACAAUAAAGUCAAUCUAAACGAA